Molecule: messenger RNA, 1761 nt
Organism: Amphibalanus amphitrite
Lineage: Eukaryota; Metazoa; Arthropoda; Thecostraca; Balanomorpha; Balanidae
Product: alpha-amylase-like
Exons: 9
Coding region: 31-1671 (546 amino acids)
Biological process (GO): carbohydrate metabolic process
Molecular function (GO): cation binding; alpha-amylase activity
Source: RefSeq, a predicted model, not a curated record
AGCACAUACUUAAAUUAACUUCACACACACAUGGGUGUGUUGGUACUGGGCCGUUUCAAGGCCGUGGGAGUCGUCAUCUGCUCGGUCUGCCGGUCGUCGGCGGCACGUGCCGUCUCCCAUGUGCUGGGAGGGUAUGUAAGGACGAGCCGGCCGCGCCCCCGACACACCCACCCAGCCAACAAGAGCACCAGCAUGAUGUGGAGCCCAUUGGCAGCGCUCUGUCUGUCCGCGGUCCUACUGGGCCCCGCGGCCGCCCAGUUCCAGCCUCACUGCGACGAUCGGCAGGUCAUCGUUCACCUGUUCGAAUGGAAAUGGACCGACAUUGCCGCCGAGUGUGAACGCUACCUGGCCGGCGCCGGCUACUGCGGUGUUCAGGUCUCGCCUCCCAACGAGCACGUGCUGGUGACGGGCGAGGGCGGCGAGUACCCUCACCCUUGGUGGGACCGUUACCAGCCAGUCAGCUACCGCCUGGAGUCCCGCUCGGGCUCCGAGGACCAGUUCAGGGACAUGGUGGCCCGCUGCAAUGCCGUCGGAGUUCGUAUCUACGUGGACGCCGUGCUGAACCACAUGGCCGGGCUGGGCCGCUCCGGCCAGGGUAUCGCCGGCUCCAGCUUCAACUCGGACGAUCACGACUUCCCGGCUGUACCGUACACGGUCGACGACUUCAACCCGCGCUCCAAGUGCCCUUCGACAGACGGCAACGUCAACAACUACUCCGAUAUGGAUAACGUCAAGAACUGCACGCUGGUGGGCCUGACGGACCUGGACCAGAGCCUGCCGCACACCCAGGAGCGCAUUGUCGACUACCUCAACCGUCUGGUGGACAUGGGAGUCAGCGGAUUCCGCUUCGACGCUUCCAAGCACAUGUGGCCCGACGACCUGGCAGUCAUCAUCGACCGUCUGAACAACGUCGGAGACUCGAAGCCCUUCAUUUUUCACGAGGUCAUUGAUCGCAACGACGGCGCCGUCACCGUUCAGCAGUACUACGACAUCGGUCGUCCGACCGAGUUCCGUUAUCCGAUGAAAAUCGCCUGGGGCAUCAAGGACUUCAACCAGCUGAGUAACGUGGUCGAUUACGGCUGGGGCAUGGCCGAGUCCGACAAGGCCUUCGUCUUCGUCGACAACCACGACACCCAGCGAGGACACGCCGGCAACGCCGAUGUGAUCACGCACCAGACUCCCAAGGAGUACAAACAGGGCGUGGCCUUUAUGCUGGCCUACCCGUACGGCUUCACGCGUGUUAUGUCCAGCUACUACUUCGGCGACGAUACGGACCAGGGCCCGCCUCACAACGACGACUGGAGCACCGCUGACGUCGUCAUCAACGAUGACGGCUCGUGCGGCGGCGGCUGGGUGUGCGAGCACCGGUGGCCGGCCAUCAGUAACAUGGUGACCUUCCGGAACGCCGUCACCGGCACGGAGAUGGCCAACUACUGGAACAACGGACAGGCGGUGGCCUUCUCCCGUGGUCAGGUCGGCUUCUUCGCCAUGGCCAAGGGCUCCUCGAUGCACGAGCACCUGCAGACCGGUCUGCCGACGGGAUCCUACUGUAACCUGAUCGACAACUGCGCUACCACAGUGGAGGUGAAUGGAGACGGAUCGGCCGAUAUUAACAUUGAUAACGACGAGCAGCCGAUUCUGGCGAUCUGUGUUGGUUGUGAACAGAACUGAGCGGGGGAGUGACGGGCUGGUUGGAACUGGUAGGUCGGCCCGGAGACGCGGCUGGCUUAGGAUGUCGCAAUAAAUGUCUGUGAUUGAAAU